CUUACCUUCUCUCUUACCUCUGACGCACUGCAAACCGUAUAAUCCUUGACGAUUCUAGUCAGAUCCAAAUUGAAACCCCCAUUCCCACUACUUCAGAUCCAUAUCGGGCACGACUCAAGCCAGAUAUGGCUUCUAGGAACCAGAACAGGCCACCACGUAGCCCCUCAAAUACAGCCCCGUCAGAAAAGCGUCGGAGGGUUGGAGCAGAAAGGAUGGAUCGGCAGGGAAACACUGGCCGUGGCAGGCAGCCGUUUGCCUCAGUGAACAAAGGGCCAGAAGCUAAUAGAGCAAACGAUGCUGCCAAUAACGAGGGCUCAGAAUGUAGCACUGUUGAGUUCACCAAAGAGGAUGUGGAGGCAUUGUUAAACGAGAAGAUUAAAAAGGGAAAUCCCUUCGAUAAUAAGAGAAAAAUGGACCAGAUGGGAGAUUUCAUUAGGCGGCUUAGACUGUGUGUAAAAUGGUUUCAAAAACUUGAAGAAACUUACAUUGAAGAAAAGGAAAAGCUUCAAUCUGCCCUUGAAUCUGCCGAGAAGAAGUGCAGUGAUACUGAGUCUGAAAUGAAAAAUAAGAUUGAGGAGUUAAGCAACACAAUAUCAGAUUUGAAGAAGACAAUUUAUUCAUUGGAAGAGAGAAUUUCAAAGGAAGAAUCCUUGAAGUUGGAAUCGAUGGAACGUCAUAGAGAAGAAAAGGAAGCCAGAAGUGCUGCAGAGAAGAUGCAAGUUUCUCUUUCAACUGAGCUUGAGAAAGUCAAGCAAGAGAAAUUAGAGGCUGAGCAAAAGGUCAAAUCGAAUGAGCUUUUGUACAAUUGUUCAAAAGAGUAUAAUAUGGACCUGCAGCGCUACAAUAGUCGACUCCAGUCGGAUCUUCAAUCGGCUAAUGAAUCACUUAAAGAACUGGAAAAGGAGAAAACAGCCAUUGUUCAAAACCUUAGCGAUGUGAGAGGUCACAAUAAAAUAUUGCAGGAUCAGCUGGCAUCUGUUAAAGCUUCGCGUGAUGAGGCUACGAAACAAAAAGAUUCACUAGCACACGAGCUCAGUUGUCUCCGUGAAGAAUUAAAACAAAUUAGAGAUGAUCGUGAUCGGCAACAAGGACAAAUACAGGCUUUAACUGGAGAAGUAGCAUACUACAAAGAAUAUACGGGGAAUUCAUGUGCACAAUUGGAUAGCUUGACAAGUAAAAUAAAGGAUCUCGAGGACACAUGUUCUUUUCAGAGGGACCAAAUAAAUAGAUUACAACAUCAAUUGACUGCUGAAAAAGAGAAAUUGAAGAUGGCCGACCUAUCGGCUUUAGAAACAAGAACGAGUUUUGAAGAGCAGAAAAGAAUUAUCUGUGAACUGCAGGAUCGUCUGGCUGAUAAAGAAUUCCAAAUGAUUGAAGGAGAGAAAUUAAGGAAAAAGUUGCACAACACUAUCCUUGAGCUAAAAGGGAACAUUCGUGUGUUUUGUCGAGUUCGACCUUUGCUACCAGAAGAUGGUGUCGGAACAAACAUGCUUGUUUCCUACCCUACAUCAACAGAAGCUCUUGGCCGAGGCAUUGAAUUGGUCCAAAACGGGCAAAAGUACCCUUUUACAUUUGAUAAGGUCUUCAAUCAUGACGCUUCUCAGCAAGACGUUUUCAUUGAGAUAUCGCAGUUGGUACAAAGUGCGCUUGAUGGGUACAAGGUUUGCAUAUUUGCUUAUGGUCAGACAGGUUCAGGCAAAACAUACACAAUGAUGGGUAGGCCCAAUGCUCCAGAUCUGAAAGGACUGAUCCCACGUUCUCUAGAACAGAUCUUCCAAACUAGUCAAGCCCUUAAGGACCAGGGUUGGUCAUACAAAAUGCAGGCUUCAGUACUUGAAAUAUAUAAUGAGACGAUUCGAGAUUUGUUGGCGUCGAAUCGGCCAAGCGGAACCGAUCUAACUCGAACAGAAAAUGGUGUUCCUGGGAAGCAGUACACUAUUAAACAUGACGCGCAUGGAAACACAGAAGUUUCCGACCUCACUAUUGUAGACGUUUGUAGCGUGAAGGAGAUUUCCUCACUCCUGCAACAGGCUGCAAGUUGCAGGUCGGUAGGAAGAACACAGAUGAAUGAACAAUCAUCAAGAAGCCAUUUUGUUUUCACUUUGCGUAUAACUGGAGUUAAUGAGAAUACUGAACAACAAGUGCACGGCGUCUUGAAUCUGAUUGAUCUAGCUGGAAGCGAAAGACUAUCGAAAAGUGGGGCAACUGGGGACCGACUAAAGGAAACUCAGGCUAUCAACAAAAGUUUAUCGUCUUUGAGUGAUGUCAUGUUUGCUUUGGCCAAGAAAGAUGAGCAUGUUCCUUUUAGGAAUUCUAAACUGACGUAUCUUCUCCAGCCAUGUCUUGGUGGAGAUUCCAAAACGUUGAUGUUUGUCAAUGUUUCGCCCGACCCUUCUUCGGCUGGGGAGUCCCUUUGUUCUCUCCGUUUUGCUUCCAAAGUGAAUGCAUGUGAAAUUGGUAUUCCAAGGCGUCAGACAUCGUCCAAGUCCUUUGAUUCUCGGAUGAGCUAUGGGUGAAGCGUCGGUCCCCCCAUUGACCAGAACAAGUUGUUAUCUGUGCUGUAAAGAGGAAUUGACAAGUUUAACCUCAAUUUGACUAUUGUACUAAUGGAGUAGAAGGGUGGAAGAACAAAUUGUUCUUUAUACUGUGAUAACCAUGAACGCACAUAAUUUAUAGAAUUACAUCUGUACUUGUAGACUGGAGAGGCUUGGCUAUAGCUUCUAGUAAUGAUGUGUAUUAUUCAUCGUUGAUAUUGGUCAAUUUACCUGGGCAGCGUGUUGGUUUUAA
Neltuma alba is the source of this 2787-nucleotide messenger RNA. RefSeq names its product kinesin-like protein KIN-14C. Gene Ontology annotation, molecular function: microtubule binding; microtubule motor activity; ATP binding. The coding region runs from base 126 to 2516 and encodes 796 amino acids. The record is from RefSeq and is a predicted model, not a curated record. Gene Ontology annotation, biological process: microtubule-based movement. NCBI's taxonomy places the organism in Eukaryota, Viridiplantae, Streptophyta, Magnoliopsida, Fabales, Fabaceae. The transcript has 16 exons.